Ochotona princeps (American pika) is the source of this 777-nucleotide messenger RNA. It is a transcript of the gene AKAP19, whose product is annotated as chromosome 5 C2orf88 homolog. Bases 293 to 580 code for a protein of 95 amino acids. NCBI's taxonomy places the organism in Eukaryota, Metazoa, Chordata, Mammalia, Lagomorpha, Ochotonidae. The record is from RefSeq and is a predicted model, not a curated record. The transcript is spliced from 2 exons. Gene Ontology annotation, molecular function: protein kinase A regulatory subunit binding.
ACACUGCCUGGCAACUGUUUCUAGGCAAAGGGUGGCAGUGAGCCAGCCCUUACCACCUCCCAGGAGCCAUCAGCCUGUUUCGACACACUUGCUAGGGUAUCGAGUUUGGAUUAUUUGGAUUCCAGUUUUAAGAUAAACACUCCACGUGGCUGGUGGCAAGGACGAGGACUGCUGACCGUGGAAGGCCUGGAGAGGGACAACAUCACAGGGACGGAUCCUCCCUUGUCGUUUCCCAAAGAUGCUGUGGAAGUAGUCUUUUUUUCUUGCUUUCUUUCAAACUUCCUCACCUACCAUGGGCUGCAUGAAAUCCAAACAGACUUUCCCAUUUCCUGCCACACUGGAGCUUGAGAAGCAGCAUGAGAGUGAAGAAAACUUUAUGCCAGAAGAGGGAUUACCACCCGGGAUGCCUUCUCCCAUGACAGUCAAAGAGGAAGUGAAGGAACCCCCAGGGACCAACGUUGUGAUCUUGGAAUAUGCACAUCGCCUGUCCCAGGAGAUCUUGCAUGAUGCCUUGCAGCAGUGGGCAAAAAAUAACAUCAAGUACUAUGACAUCCCUUACAUUGAGAGCGAGUGCCCUUGACCCUGUAGGAUGUCGACACUGCUGAGCUGUGGAUGCAGUCGGUGCUAGCUUAAAUACAUGAAACAUAAGUAAAAAAUGGUGUAAGUACAAAUAAUUCCACCUGGAUGCAUAAAUACAUCCAAUACUGUCACCAGUUCAGGAAUUGUUACAUCAAACAUGUUACACAGUUCUGUUAAUAGCAAUGUUCAUCUGCCUGA